AACCAUGCUCUGUCUUAUUUCAUAAAAAUAAUACGUUGACUCAUGCGCGUAUAUCUCACGCGCCCCCCUCUCGCCAUUAUACCCCAUAUAUCCCCGCAACCGCACUCGAACCACUUCGGAUCGAAGUCUUGGAAACUUCACUCGUCACCUAUAUAUACACCUAAGAACUCUUUACUUUUUUAUUUCAUUUUUUUUGUACAGAAAAUGAAUUUGAUUUCGAGUGUAUGGUCGAGGACGAUGAAGUCCAAAAUAUAUUACACAACCCUCGUGACGUUCCUCUGCGUCGCGAGUUACCUCCUCGCGGUAUGGCAGAACUCUCGCCCGGUGAUCCCACGCGCCACCACCGCCGAGGACGCCGCCGCCGCCGCCGAAUGCGACGAAUUCAAGAAGACCCUUCUGUCUCCGGAUCUCGAUUUCACGGCGCACCACACGGCGGAGGACCCGCCUCCUACGGCGGCGCGUGACGUCACGUUCCCGGCCUGUGGCGUUAAGCUGAGUGAGUACACGCCGUGCGAGGACCAGAAAAGAUCGCUGAGGUUCCCGAGGGAGAGGCUCGAGUACAGAGAGAGGCAUUGCCCCGAGAGGGACGAGGUCCUACGUUGUCGGAUUCCGGCGCCGUACGGUUACAAGACGCCGUUCCGGUGGCCCGAGAGUCGUGACGUGGCAUGGUUCGCGAACGUGCCGCACACGGAGCUCACGGUGGAGAAGAAGAAUCAGAACUGGGUCCGGUACGAGAACGACCGGUUCUGGUUCCCCGGAGGUGGUACGAUGUUUCCACGUGGCGCCGAUGCCUACAUCGACGAUAUCGGACGGCUCAUCGAUCUCUCCGACGGCUCCAUCCGCACGGCCAUCGACACCGGCUGCGGGGUGGCGAGUUUUGGGGCGUAUCUUCUGUCGAGAAAAGUGAUGACAAUGUCGUUUGCGCCGAGAGAUACGCACGAGGCUCAAGUACAGUUUGCCCUCGAGAGAGGCGUACCUGCAAUGAUCGGCAUAAUGGCCACAAUCCGUCUGCCCUACCCUUCUCGAUCUUUCGAUUUGGCCCAUUGCUCUCGUUGCCUCAUACCCUGGGGCCAAUACGAUGGGAUUUAUCUGAUGGAGGUUGAUCGGGUUCUUAGACCGGGAGGGUAUUGGAUACUGUCGGGGCCGCCGAUCAAUUGGCAGAACCGAUGGAAAGGGUGGGGGAGGACGAUGGAUGAUUUGGAAGCGGAACAGACUCAGAUCGAGCGAGUUGCAAGAAACUUGUGCUGGAAGAAAGUCGUGCAGAAAGACAAUCUCGCCGUUUGGCAGAAACCCUUCAACCACGUUCGAUGCAGAAGGACCAGAGAUGUGUCCAAGAAGCCGCAGUUCUGUCAGAAAACCGAUCCAGACAUGGCUUGGUACACAAAGCUGGAGACAUGUCUGACCCCAUUGCCGGAAGUACCAGAGACCGGAGAUAUCGAGGCGGUGGCCGGGGGGAAACUGGAGAAAUGGCCGGCGAGACUCAACGCGAUUCCUCCGAGAAUAAGCAGCGGCACCGUCGAGGGAAUCACGGCCGAGAUGUUCUUGGAGAACACUGAACUGUGGAAAAACAGGGUUUCUCAUUACAAGACAUUAGAUCAUCAGUUGGCCGAAAGAGGAAGAUACAGAAACUUGCUCGACAUGAACGCUUACUUAGGAGGCUUUGCCGCCGCUCUUGUCGACGACCCUGUCUGGGUCAUGAACGUCGUCCCGGUCGAGGCAAGUGUCAACACACUCGGCGUCGUAUACGAACGUGGCUUGAUCGGAACAUACCAGAACUGGUGCGAAGCAAUGUCGACGUACCCAAGAACGUACGAUUUCGUACACGCGGAUUCGGUGUUCAGCCUGUACCAAGAUCAAUGUGAACCGGAAGAAAUUUUGCUGGAGAUGGACCGGAUUUUGAGACCGGGAGGAGGAGUUAUGAUCAGAGACGAUGUAGAUAUUUUGGUGAAGGUUAAGAGAAUUAUAAAAGGAUUGCAAUGGGAAGGAAGAAUCUUCGACCACGAGAAGGGACCUCACGAGAGAGAGAAGAUUCUGUACGCAGUGAAGCAGUAUUGGACUGCUCCAUCUCCCAACGUUGCCAACUCUUCUCUUUCAUGAUUGCUCGUCUUUUUUUUUUCUUUCCUCCAUUAAUGAUUUUUUUUUUGUAUUAAUAAAUGGGUUUUGACUGUUUAAUGAGUUGUAAGCGUUGGACGAAUCUGUAAGCAUAUACAUUAUCUAUUACAUUUCAAUUCCCACUA
Messenger RNA from Tarenaya hassleriana, 2237 nucleotides. RefSeq names its product probable methyltransferase PMT16. The record is from RefSeq and is a predicted model, not a curated record. Gene Ontology annotation, cellular component: cytoplasm; endosome; trans-Golgi network. The transcript has 5 exons. NCBI's taxonomy places the organism in Eukaryota, Viridiplantae, Streptophyta, Magnoliopsida, Brassicales, Cleomaceae. Bases 43 to 2097 code for a protein of 684 amino acids. Gene Ontology annotation, molecular function: methyltransferase activity.